CUCAGCACUGAGCAGCUCAUGUGCCCAGCUGUUUGUGGGUAUUUACCAACACUGCCAAGUCAAUUUAAAAACAUAUAGUGCACAUACGUAACUUGAAGUAGAAAUGGCUCUCACUAAAGUUUAUGAUGCUGCCACAGUGUUUAAGCACAUGAGUGGCAUUCUAAAUGUUUACAAGCCAGCCGGUAUGAAGGUAACGCACGUGCGCAAUGCUAUUCUGAGCAACAUUUGCAAGGGACUCAACGAAAUGGAGCAGAGGAAACCACGCCAGUUGCGAGAGAACAGAACCCUUUUGGGCACCGGCACCGCAGCUGAUCACGUACUACAUAACAUAGGAGAGCAGACGGAUCUAUCGGACCACCUUCUGUCCACCGGACCGCGUUACCUCCCGCGCGAUUUAAGCUGCGCCACAGUGUCCAGCCUGGGCGAUCACACGAGUGGAGUGCUGCUCUUUGGGAUCAACAGGGGAACAGGCCAGUCCAGUUCUAUUCGGAAAAAUCGACCAGUGAGGGUCUACCACCUAAUCGGGCAACUAGGCAGCGCAACCGAAAAUCACCUACCAGACUCACGGGUCACAAUGCGCUCCAACCACCGACACGUGUCUGCUGACAGGAUCAGCAGUCUGGCCGCCUCCAUGCAGGCAUCCCACCAGCGUAAGAUGUUUGAGCUCUGCGGUGUCGAUUUGCAGACCCAGGAGGCCUACGAACUGGCCUGUAGAGGUCUCCUACGCCCAGCGGAUGACAGUCAGCCCGUUGUCUACGGCAUAAAGCUGAUUCACUUCGAGCGUCCGCACUUCACGCUGGAACUGCACGCUAUCAACGAGACGCAGGAGUACUUGGCUACGCUAGUGCACGACAUGGCUUUGGACCUCCGAACCGUGGCGCACUGCUGCCAACUACGCUGCGUGCGCCAUGCCCACUUUGAUGUGACGGAUAGUCUGCUCAGACACGCCUGGCACUUGCCAGGAAUUAUCAAGAACCUCCGCCAGCAACGUGACAUCCUGAAGGCGCACCCACAGCUUCUGCGACAGCAGCGAGUCGAACUGCAAGCUACAGAGUAAUUUUGGAAAUCAUUGUAGUUAAUUGAAUAUAAAUUGUAAAUAAAUGUAGGCAGAUAAUGGAAAGAUAUAGUAUUCAAUUUUUUAUAAAAAAGGCAAUCAUGUCAAAAUUUCUGGACGGACGUUGCAGAUUUAUCAUGAUUUCAUGCUUCUUCCUACACGAGCACUUGAUAAGAAUAAUCAGAGUAGUGGUUAAAUUACAGUUUAAAAUUUGUAUUUGAAUUUUUGUAAAACAAUAACGUAAAAAGUUAGUUUAAAACUUUGUCAAUCGUUUUAAGUAUGUAAUAUUUCUAUAUCCCAAAUAUAUCGAUAUAUCCCAUAACUUCUUAGAAACGAUCGCAAAAAUCUUAAAUUCCACUGACUUUUUAGGAUUAAUAGUAAAAGAUAGAGAGAAUGCUAUUACUUAUGACCUCGACGCUGAUUCAAAAUUAUAUGCUCAAAAGGGUCAGUUGUUGUUCUGAAUGUUCUGAAAACCGACUGUUUUCGGUGCUUAAUUGCAUUAAAACGAGAUAUAUCAAAACUUUGUGAAAUUCAAUGUAUC
Drosophila erecta is the source of this 1595-nucleotide messenger RNA. Its product is annotated as mitochondrial mRNA pseudouridine synthase Trub2. Gene Ontology annotation, molecular function: pseudouridine synthase activity; RNA binding. Gene Ontology annotation, biological process: RNA processing; pseudouridine synthesis. The coding region runs from base 104 to 1057 and encodes 317 amino acids. NCBI's taxonomy places the organism in Eukaryota, Metazoa, Arthropoda, Insecta, Diptera, Drosophilidae. The transcript has 3 exons. The record is from RefSeq and is a predicted model, not a curated record.